Messenger RNA from Gossypium raimondii (Peruvian cotton), 1471 nucleotides. RefSeq lists its product as uncharacterized. Lineage: Eukaryota; Viridiplantae; Streptophyta; Magnoliopsida; Malvales; Malvaceae. The transcript is spliced from 4 exons. The coding region runs from base 132 to 869 and encodes 245 amino acids. Gene Ontology annotation, molecular function: protein binding. The record is from RefSeq and is a predicted model, not a curated record.
CCUUAUAUGGCCACUUCAUUUUCAUAAUCCUCUUCAACAUUUCAUUAAGCUUUGACAUUAGAGGGAUUUUAUUCUAUAACUAAGAAAAGAAAAAAAAAAAAACCCAUUAUUUUCCCUAGUUAAGGUCUGGUAUGGUGAACUCGGCUAAGAAGAUGAACAUGGAAGAAAGCAAGUAUAGAACAAUAGCUAUUGUAGCAACGACACCUCUCAUCAUCAUCGGAGGAAUUUGCAUUGGGUGGAAAUAUGUGAGCCGUGCAUGGAACAAUAAAAAAACCGAUCAUCGGCGGCAGCAAAAGAUACCGAGAUCCAUUUCCAUGGCGGCCAUCCAUGGCGGAAAGCUAGCUUUGGACAGAUUGGUUAAUUAUGGCAAGCAGCAAUCAACAACACAAAGUGGUGAUGAUGUAGAACAGCUAAAGACUCUUCUUGAAAAUGAACAACCCCAUUACAAGGAACUUCAGCAAGUUCUUGGAAGACUAGAGAUGAACAGAAGAGAAGAUGAAGCAAUAAAAAUAUUGAAAAAAGCAAUGAAGAAGAAAAAGGCACAAAUGAAGCCCAAUUCAAAUGAAGCUAAUGAGAUUGGAUUUUUGCUUGCUGAAUUGUACAUCUACAAGGGAGAUGUUCAAAAGGCUUCGAAGUGCUUAGCAAAAGUAGAGGCUUCUGAUGCAAAAUUCUCUCUUUAUAAGGCUAUUAUUUCCAUGAUGGAUCAAAAGGAACAAGAAGCCAUUCAACAUUGGGAAACCUUUAAAGAAAUUCAAAACCAGACAAUCCCAUCAAGUUUCAAUGAAGAAGAAUUCACUGAGUUCAAGAAUGCAGUCUAUCUACUCAAACAAGACAUUGAUGCUGCUGCAACACAACUCAAAAAGCAAUAAAUCUACCAAAGCUUCAUUGAUGUAUGUAUAUGUAGUUUGUUUAUUCUUAUAGUAAAUUGGAGGGGUGUGGGAAAGGAAAUCUUAUAAAGAAAAUAGUGCUUUGUAUUCCUUAAUUAUUUCUUUGAGUGCAUAUGUCUCUAUCAUCUCAAACAAAUUUUAAGUGUUCGGCGUUGUUUUGAUGCUUCGUAACGAGGGGUCGGCUGCUUCGAGAGAAGUUUUUAAAGUGUUUUUCGUCAAGAUGUCAAUCGGUCUCACAAUAAUCAAAAGUAUUAUUCCGAUAUCAGAGUUUUGUCCUUGGCAUUUGCGAAGAACCAUGUAUGAUUCACGUGAGCUCUUGCAGGUCGUAUCUCCAUCAACUAAGGUACCCCUGUGAACCGUACAUGACUCUUCAUGGAGGUCGAGGACAAAACACUGACACAGAGAUAAUACCUUCUACUAUUGAGGGACAAAUUGACUGCCCGACAAAUGACUCUUCGAAGACUUCGUCCAAAGGAGCCAACCCCUUCAACUAUUCACACACAUGUUCUUUUUACUAAUGUUGUAAGAACUCGUGAUCAAACUGAUCAAACCAUUAAAUUUUUGUUCAACCUAUUUGAUUCUAA